AUGUGCACCAAUGCGAACUCUUUUAUUGGGCUUGUUUCUGAGGUUGUUGGCGUUAAUGGUUUUACGUUGCCAGGAUUCUUACUUUUGUUAUGUUAUUUAAGUGUUUGUGGAUGUGAUUACUUUCAGUCUGCAUCGUCUCUGUUCACUUUGCCAGGUUCACAUUAUAUUAUUUCAAAAGGAUCUGUUAAGGAGGCAAAUGCAAGGUACAACAAACUAAGCAACCAUCUAGAAAUCACGUUGUCUGAUACAUCCAUACUAAAACACUGCACCAACGAAGAACAACCAGAUCAACAAAUUCCUCCUUUCACGCCCAUUAGUGAAUUGUUUCAUCUAACAAAUAACACGCUGGUUGACAUAAUUGGUCUUGUUCUAUAUGUUGGAGUUAUCAUUCCUAUACACAGGAAAGAUGGCAGUCAAACACAAAAACGUGUGGUGAAAAUUAAUGAUCUAUCUAGUUCAACAAUUGACAUCAACUUAUGGGGUCCAAUGGCAGAACAAAAGGGCCUGGAAUUGAAAAAUAUGUUGACCAAUGAUAGUAUGCUUAUCCUUGCUUUACGUAAUGCUCGUGUUGGCUAUUUCAAUGGGAAGCUUAUAAACAUAACAGCUGCAACAACAUUACAUAUCAACCCAAGUUUUCCAGAAGCAGAGCUUCUAACAUUAAGAGGAAAGGACCCUUUGCUUGUUGUACCCUUGGUUGCACAAACUAUCCACAUAGAUGGCAGAUAUACUAGAAUGACAAUUUCUUCAAUCCGUGAGCAGAUGAGCAUCAGACCAGAAACAAUUCAGACAACAUUGCUAGCUGUUCUGCGCUUUGUGAACGUCAAUGACCAAAAUUUCUAUAACGCAGCUUGCCCACUAAUAGUCAAUGGAAGGCCUUGCAAGAAAAAGUGUACACAGCAUGCUAAUGACUCUUGGUUCUGCUCUAGAUGUCAAAUGACUAUGCAAGACUACAAUUAUAGUUACCUCUUGCCUCUAAAGUUGCAAGAUGCCACAGGUACCCUAUGGGCCACUGCAUUUGAUGAGGGUGGCAUUCACUUGCUACACACAACUACAAAACAAAUCUAUGCACUCCAAAACAAUGCAACAACAACAGAGACACCUUCCUCAGUGAUCAAGAGACUAUUGUCAUGUUACUAUUCAUUCACAAUGUUGGUUUCUACUGAGACAUAUAAUUCAGAAAUGAAGAUGAAAGUGACAGUCAACAAAGUUGCUCCUGUUAACUUCAAAGCUGAGUGCCAUGCAUUACUUGCAAAAAUUGCCUGCCUAAGUACAAAGACUUAA
Molecule: messenger RNA, 1281 nt
Organism: Cryptomeria japonica (Japanese cedar)
Lineage: Eukaryota; Viridiplantae; Streptophyta; Pinopsida; Cupressales; Cupressaceae
Product: replication protein A 70 kDa DNA-binding subunit A-like
Exons: 3
Coding region: 1-1281 (426 amino acids)
Source: RefSeq, a predicted model, not a curated record